Molecule: messenger RNA, 1230 nt
Organism: Melampsora larici-populina 98AG31
Lineage: Eukaryota; Fungi; Basidiomycota; Pucciniomycetes; Pucciniales; Melampsoraceae
Product: family 76 glycoside hydrolase
Exons: 8
Coding region: 1-1230 (409 amino acids)
Biological process (GO): carbohydrate catabolic process; fungal-type cell wall biogenesis
Molecular function (GO): mannan endo-1,6-alpha-mannosidase activity
Source: RefSeq, a predicted model, not a curated record
AUGAUUCACUCCAGACAACCGGAGACUGAAUUAAUGAAGGCAUCAUCGGCCCAGGCGGCCUCAUACUCCCCAACGUUGGAUGUCACAAACCCAGCCCAAGUUUUCGCUGCGACGACUCAAGCGCUUCAGAACCUUUUGACUUACUACACACCCACUCAAAGUGGAGUGUUCUCUCAAGUACAAACCCCAUGGCACGAAUCUGGUAUGAUUUGGGGUAUGUUCUUUGAUUAUGCAAAAUGGACAGGCGACACACAAUUCUUGGAGCUUGUCACAGAUGCUCUCGUCAAUAUUUCAUACGUGACUGAACAUGCCAAGGUUUCAAGACUGACUGAAGUUGAAUAUCUUAGUGAUUUCUUGGGUGGGAAUGCAGUUAGCGUGGUCCAGACCCUUUUGGGAGUCUGGAACGAUGAUCUACUAUGGCCAAGUCAAGCAGCCGUAGGAGGAGCAGAGGUGUUUGGUCCAAAUGCUAUCAUGCCUCGUUCCAAUGGUGACUGGAUCUCACUGGCUACCAAAACUUACGACCAGACUGGAGUUGAAACUGAUGACAAAUGCGGAGGUGGGAUAUAUUGGUCUCGCGAUCGUGGGUCUCCGUCAGGCGUAUACAAGUCUCUCAUCACGCAGAUUGAAUUCAUCUCACAAGGCGCUAGAAACUAUCUGCAAACCAAAAAUGAAACAGCAUUAGCUCAAUCGAAGCAGGUUCUUGACUGGAUAAUGUCUUCCGGUCUUGGAAAUUUGAAUACAGGCGAGCUUCUUGACGGAAUGCCGAGUAAUAACUGCCAGCAAUUCACAAAAACGAGUUGGAGUUACAACUAUGGACAAUUGAUUGGAUCGCUGGCUUGGAUGAAUCUUGCAACUAAGAAUCAAACUUAUUUAGACAUGAUCUCUCCUUUCUUUGACUACUCUGUGAAGCUUUUUGCUCCGACUGGCGUCAUUACUGAGCUAUGCGAAGCUGAUGUAUCGUGUAAUAGAGACCAGCAAGGCUUCAAGGCAAUCUAUGCUCGGAACCUAGUGUAUGUUUAUCGGCAGACAACUAAUGCGACUAUUAAGGAUGCCAUUCAGAAGAUGAUCGACGCCUCAGUAAAUGCAAUGGUCAGCAAUUCUUGUGAUAAGCAGUGGAACUGUGGGGGAAAUUGGACGACAGACACUCAGCCUGUGAAAUACAUUCGGUCUCAGGCUGUCAGUGCCGCACUCUUGGUAUCAGCAAUCGGAAUCCAUGGCAUUAGCAGCUAG